CAGAAGAGCAUAAAAUGGGCUGUGUUGUGGUCUUUGCUUACUGGGACUAACUGGAACAGAAACACUGCCCAUUUUACACUCAUGGUGAAAUACAACCCAGCUGAGUGUGAUCACUGUAAGUUCCAUAGAGUCAACUUUACUGAUAGCAGAUUUUAGCCUAUUUCCUUAAUUUCUCAGGUUAAACAUCACACUUCAAAAGAUAAGUAAAUCUGAGCAGAUGUACAAUUUAGAAAGGAUGAUGGUCCCUCCACAAAAAGAAGUGGUAGAGAAAAACAUCUGAAUGACAGAAAACCAGUAUGGAGCACAUGUUACUAGAGAAUUAAAAAAGCCAGAGCUGUUUGACUAAAACUCCCCAGAUCCUGAGUCAGAACCAGUUUGACAGGUGUGCUCAAGUUUGAUGUGAUUCAGUGUCAUCUUUUUCCUUACCCAAUAUCUUCUGCUCCUACUGUGCAGCUUCCCUGCCAGCCUGUUCCCCUUCCCUGUUUUCCAUGCAGGCUCCCCUAGCAUUUCCCAGUGCUUGAGCUUUGUUCUCACUGCCAUUUCUGCAGCCUUCACCUCCCUCUCUGUCCCCGUGUUCCCUCAGCCGUGUCCCAGGCCUCCAUCCCCAGCCCUGCCCAGGGAGGCCAAGGCCUGAGGGCAGAGCUGUGGGGACCCUCCUGGAGCCCUCCCAAGGAACACGGCCCACAGAGCCCACAGGCUCCACAAGAGGCCAGGAAUGAACCUGGAUGCUCUGUUCCAGCAAAUACAGUUCAUGGAGAAGCAGGCGAGGGAGAAGAGGAGCUUCAUCCAACAAGCUAAAUGCGACAUAAAUAGAGGUUAUGAGAAAAUUAUCCAAAUGAAAGAAGAGCUGAGCGCUGCAAAAAUUAACUUAGAAACCCAGGUUCAGCAUCUUUCUGUAAAGCAAUUCAAUGCUGAAAUUCUGAAGAAACGUGAAGACAGCUUAGAAAAACAAACAGCUGAACUUAUGAAUCAAAGAGCCAGUCUUCUUAAAAUCAUGGCAGAUGCAAAGAAAAAAAUUACUGAAGAGGAAGAUAAUUUUACCAGAGAAGUAACAGAGUUUAACAAUGAAUAUGGACUAACAAGUAAUAGAGAUCUUCUUAUUAAAAAGAAAGUCAAGACUGAAAUAAAUGAUUUAGAGAAUGAGGCAGCUCUGUUGAAAAAUGAAAUGGAGUCAAUGGAACAUAAAAACGUUCAGUUAAAUGAACUCCAGCUGCAGAAGGAUGAAUUAAAGCAGGAUUUAUUUGCUCUCCAAAGUGAGCUCAAAGACCUUGAGAAAGCAAUCAGGGAAGCUGAAAGAAUGACAAAACAUUUAGAAGCAGAAAAAGUUCAAGUCACUGAAAAACCUCAGACUGAUCCUGAAUGUUUAAGACUUAAGAAAGAAUUGGAAAAAUGCAAAGAUGAUAGCUGGGAAAGUGUCUGUGAGACUCUUCAAACAGAAAUUGAAAUUCUGCAAAUGAAUUUGUCACAAAAGAAGUCUUCAGGGAAAUGAAUAAUAUGUGGUAUAUAGUAUGGAGUGUCACAGAAGCAAAUCUGAGAAUUUUUAGUUUUAUUCAGGUUCUAUCAGAUUUGUUUCUUUUUUUGUUUGUUUGUUUGAUUAA
Molecule: messenger RNA, 1598 nt
Organism: Cyanistes caeruleus (blue tit)
Lineage: Eukaryota; Metazoa; Chordata; Aves; Passeriformes; Paridae
Gene: CCDC172
Product: coiled-coil domain containing 172
Cellular component (GO): cytoplasm
Source: RefSeq, a predicted model, not a curated record